AUGGGAUGCAUUGGUGUUGAUAAAAUCACUGAAUACCUGUGUGAUCCCCUUCAGAGGUGUCUCAAGCAUGAUGAUCCGUAUGUUCACAAGACAGCAGCAAUUUGUGUUGCUAAACUUUAUGACAUAAACGCUGGGCUUCUUGAGGGUAGAGGGUUUCUGGAAGCUCUCAAGGAUUUAAUAUCAGACAACAAUCCAAUGGUUGUAGCAAAUGCUGUUGCAGCUCUUGCAGAGAUUCAAGAGAACAGUAGCAGACCCAUAUUGGAGAUAGCUAGCCACACACUUUCAAAGCUGCUUACUGCUCUAAAUGAAUGCACCGAUUUGACAUUGUGGAAUUUGCCUGGUGGUGCAUUGUCCUUAUUAGAUUGGUUGUAUGUGGCUAAUGCUGAUGAUGCUCGUGAAGCUGAAAAUAUUGUGGAGCGAGUUACUCCACGACUUCAACAUGCAAAUUGUGAAGUUGUUUUGUCAGUUGUUAAGAUGAUCCUUCAACAAAUGGAACUCAACCCGAGAUUCAGUAUGUUGCCUUAUGGAACAUACCUUAUUGUGCAAAGAAAGCCCACAAUCCUUGCCCAUGAAAUCAAGGUGUUUUUCUGCAAAUACAAUGAUCCAAUUUACGUGAAGAUGGAAAAGAUUGAAAUCAUGAUAAAACUUGCUUCAGACCAAAGUAUAGACCAGGUGUUGUUGGAGUUCAAAGAGUAUGCUACAGAAGUUGAUGCAGACUUUGUUAGAAAAGCUGUUCGUGCUAUUGGAUGCUGUGCAAUCAAGUUGGAGAGAGCAGCUGAGCGGUGCUUUAGUGUUUUACUUGAGCUGAUUAAGAUUAAAGUAAAUUAUGUCGUUCAAGAAGCUAUUAUUGUGAUCAAAGAUAUUUUUAGGAGAUAUCCUAACACCCAUGAGUCCAUCAUUGCUACGCUUUGUGAGAGCUUAGACACUUUGGAUGAGCCAGAGACUAAGGCAUCAAUGAUCUGGAUAAUUGGUGAAUAUGCUGAAAGAAUUGAUAAUGCUGAUGAGCUUCUUGAAAGCUUUUUGGAGAGUUUUCCUGAAGAACCUGCUCAAGUCCAGUUGCAGUUACUUUCCACAACAGUCAAACUUUUUCUUAAGCAGCCAACUGAAGGUCCACAGUAG
This is a messenger RNA of Ilex paraguariensis (yerba mate), 1119 nucleotides long. Lineage: Eukaryota; Viridiplantae; Streptophyta; Magnoliopsida; Aquifoliales; Aquifoliaceae. The record is from the annotation of a GenBank genome assembly.